AUGGAGUCGCCACAGAAAACCAAAACCGGCCUGAAUCUCCCCGCCGGGAUGAACCAGACUUCGUUGCGGCUGGAGACGUUCUCGAGCUCGUUCCGUGGGAUCUCGAGUCUCUCCUCUCCCUCUAAAUCGACUUGCAGCGACAGAUUCAUACCCUGCAGAUCUUCCUCGAGACUCCACGCUUUCGAUCUGCAGGACAAGGAAUCGACGACAACUCCGGUGAAAGAGGGAGGCAACGAAGCCUACUCCAGACUUUUGAAAUCUGAGCUUUUUGGAUCUGAUUUCGCUUCCUCUUGUUUGUCUCCUGCAGGUGCUCAGGGAUCUGCUUCUUCUCCGAUGAGUCCGUGUACCAACAUGCUCAGAUUCAAGACGGAUCGUUCCAAUUCAAGCCCCAAUUCCCCUUUCUCUCCUUCCAUCCUCGGAAACGACAAUGGACUCUCCAGUGACUCGUCUCCGACUCCGAAACCGCCACGCAAGGUUCCUAAAACGCCUCACAAGGUCUUGGAUGCUCCUUCGCUGCAAGAUGACUUCUACUUGAACGUUGUGGACUGGAGCUCGCAGAAUGUUCUCGCGGUGGGGCUUGGAACUUGCGUCUAUCUUUGGACUGCUUCCAAUAGCAAAGUGACGAAAUUAUGUGACCUGGGACCUAAUGAUAGCGUGUGCUCGCUUCAGUGGACACGAGAGGGUUCAUAUAUAUCUAUCGGUACAAGUCAUGGUCAGGUUCAGGUUUGGGACGGAACACAGUGUAAGAGAGUCCGAACAAUGGGAGGUCAUCAGACGAGAACUGGUGUCUUGGCAUGGAACUCGAGGAUCUUGUCAUCAGGGAGCAGAGACAGAAACAUCCUUCAACAUGAUAUCCGUGUCCAGAGCGAUUACGUCAGCAAACUCGUGGGACACAAAUCUGAGGUCUGCGGUCUGAAAUGGUCUCAUGAUGAUAGAGAGCUUGCCUCUGGAGGCAAUGAUAAUCAGUUACUGGUAUGGAACAAUCAUUCACAGCAGCCUAUUCUGAAGUUGACUGAGCACACAGCAGCGGUUAAGGCGAUUACAUGGUCUCCUCAUCAGAGCAGCCUCCUUGCUUCGGGAGGUGGAACCGCAGACAGAUGCAUUAGAUUCUGGAACACGACAAACGGACAUCAGUUAAACAGCAUUGACACGGGAAGCCAGGUCUGCAAUCUUGCGUGGAGCAAGAAUGUUAACGAGAUUGUGAGCACUCACGGCUACUCUCAGAACCAAAUCAUGCUCUGGAAGUACCCAUCCAUGUCAAAGGUCGCAACUCUAACUGGGCACAGUAUGAGAGUGCUUUACUUGGCAACGUCACCUGAUGGACAGACUAUAGUGACCGGAGCAGGAGAUGAGACCCUCCGCUUUUGGAAUGUCUUCCCUUCAGUGAAAAUGCAGACACCGGUGAAGGACACAGGCCUCUGGUCAUUAGGGAGGACACAGAUCCGAUAA
Molecule: messenger RNA, 1449 nt
Organism: Microthlaspi erraticum
Lineage: Eukaryota; Viridiplantae; Streptophyta; Magnoliopsida; Brassicales; Brassicaceae
Source: the annotation of a GenBank genome assembly